UUGAAUCGCUUCAUGCAAAAAGGGCUUCAGUCAUAAAAAUGGCCAAAUUGAGUUAAGAGCAGAAUUAUGUCUUUAGAUGGUGGUUUCAUCGUUCUAUGCAAAAAGGAAUUCAGUCUGACUGCUCUAACGUUGUCAAAUCAGUUACCUACGUAUAAUAUUCUAUGCAGAAAGGGCUUCAGUCCCGGACUGAAGCCCUUUAUGCACAGAGUGACGAAAAUUUUUCCGAUCAGCUGACUGAAUCGUAUAUUGUGAUUCAGCUGCUCUGCAUUACUUAUUCAUUCGCGGUUUUUGCGUUGAGGUUAGAAGCUGUUGUUUUGAGUACCGUUCAAGUAAUUAUUGAUUUAUAUUAUUAUUAUUGAAGAAAUUAUUUUUAAUUCAUUAUGGUUAGUAGUAGCGACGAAGACAAUGACAAUGAAUCCAACAUUGUUUUUGGAAAGAGGAAAAGGCACGAAGAAACGUAUAGAAGAAACGUGAACAAACUGGCUAGGAACAGCGGUGCUGAGUAUAAGAACUACAAAGGAAAAACUGUACAUGCAAAACAAUCAGGACCUCCAUGCAAUUGCAAGAGACACAAGUGCUUUGAUGGAAUACAGGAGUUGGACAGAAUCGACAUACUACAACGUAUUUUGAACCUACCUUCUAAAAAUGAGCAAGAUUUAUUCAUUCAAAGCUUGAUUGAAAUUCAUGAUGUGAAGCAACGACGUCCACGGAAGGAUGAUAGUGCACGUACUGUUGAUAAGAUGUAUACCUACUUUGUUAUGGUUGGUAACCAAAGGACUCCGGUAUGUUACAAAGCUUUUUUAUCAUUACUAUCAAUUAGUGAUAAGCGAGUGAAAAGACUGAGAUCACUGGCCAAAGAAGGAAAAAAUCCAUUAGACAAAAGGGGAAAGGCACCUAGUGUUAACAGAAUGAGUAUUGAAAACCAAGAAAAAAUUAGAAGCCAUAUUCAGAGUUUUCCAACUAAGCUUAGUCAUUAUGCUGGUAGGGCCACAGAGUAUUUGGAUGCAAGACUCAGUAUUAAAACUAUGUACGAUCUAUUGGUUGCCAAACACCCAGGAAUUUGUAGUCCAGCAUAUUUUUAUGAGUUUUUUCACGAAAACUUUAACCUUAGGUUUGGAAGACCCCAGAUUGACACCUGUUCCACAUGUGAAGAGCUUAGCAUUAAGCUUAAGAACCCACACUUGAAUGAUGCAGCUAAGAGAGUUGCAACUGCAGAAUUAAUGGUACAUAAAAGACGAGCAAAGAAGUUUUACAACAAAAUCCAAGAAGAAGCCAUGAACCCUAAAAAUGAAUCACAUGUACUUUCCAUAUGCAUGGAUUUCAUGCAAAAUCUCAGCAUUCCUCAAAUUCCUGUCCAGCAAACUUUUUACCUGCGACAGAUUACAGUAAAUGUUUUUUCAAUCCACAACAUAAAACAAAGGACAGCAAAAGUUUAUGUUUAUCAUGAGGGUGAGGCCAAUAAGACCCCUAAUGAGGUUUGCUCGUUUCUCUAUGAAUAUCUGAAAGAGGUACCAUCAGAAGUAACAGAGUUAAGACUUUUUGCAGACAACUGUGGGGGUCAAAAUAAAAAUCACACAUUGACCAGAUUUUUGUUGAUGCUCACAGAUACAGGUCGUUUUGAAAAAGUCACCAUGUUCUUUCCAGUAAGGGGCCACUCGUUUUUGCCCUGUGAUAGGAUUUUGCCACAAUUAAACGGCAUGUUAAAAAGUAUGACAGAAUUUACACUGUUGGUGAAAUUCGAAAUCUUAUUGAAAGUAGCAGCACUAAGCUUGGUAACAAUCCAAAAUUUGUAG
Messenger RNA from Nilaparvata lugens (brown planthopper), 1793 nucleotides. RefSeq lists its product as uncharacterized. The transcript is spliced from 2 exons. Bases 381 to 1793 code for a protein of 470 amino acids. The record is from RefSeq and is a predicted model, not a curated record. Lineage: Eukaryota; Metazoa; Arthropoda; Insecta; Hemiptera; Delphacidae.